AUGAACACAGAGAUUCAUAAUUCUCUCUCUCUCUGUUUGUCGCUAUCUAUCUAUCUAUCUAUCUAUCUAUCUAUCUAUCUAUCUCUCUAUCUAAGUGUAUUUCAAUCUAUCUAUCUAUCUAUCUAUCUAUCUAUCUAUCUAUCUAUCUAUCUCAGUUUUUUCAUAUCUAUCUAUCUCAGUUUUUUCAUAUUUAUCUAUCUAUCUAUCUUUCUAUCUAUCUAUCUAUCUAUCUCAGUUUUUUCAUAUCUAUCUAUCUAUCUAUCUAUCUAUCUAUCUAUCUAUCUAUCUAUCUAUCUAUCUAUCUCAGUGUGUUUCAAUCUAUCUAUCUAUCUAUCUAUCUAUCUCAGUUUUUUCAUAUCUAUCUAUCUAUCUAUCUAUCUAUCUAUCUAUCUAUCUAUCUAUCUCAGUGUAUUUCAAUCUAUCUAUCUAUCUAUCUAUCUCAGUUUUUUCAUAUCUAUCUAUCUAUCUAUCUAUCUAUCUAUCUAUCUAUCUAUCUAUCUCAGUGUGUUUCAAUCUAUCUAUUUAUCAGCAUAUUUCAUUCAACCAGUCUUUAAUUCUCUCUAUAUAAUCUCUUUCAUUUUUGUCUUUCUUUGUUUCAUUUUCUUUUCAUUAUUUUCUUUGGUUUUGUUUUAUUUUAUACUUUUUCUCUUGCUUUUCUCAUUUUCUUUUUUUUUCUUUUCUCCAUUUUUAUUUUUUAUUUCUUCAUUAUUUCUUGAAUUUCAUUUAUUUUUUAAAAUUUUUCUUUCUUUGAUUUUCUCUUCACCAUUUUCCUUUUUUUAUUUUUAUUUGAUCCUUCUUUUUUCAUUGCAAUUUUUAUUUUAUUUUUUGUUCAUUAUAUUUCUUUCUUUCUUUUUUCGUUUUUCUUUCUGUGUAAAUGUUUCAAUCCUUGCUUUUUUCAUUCCUUUCUUCAUUAUUUUUAUAAAUGAAUUUCGUUUAUUUUCAAUUUUCCUUCCCUUGUUUUUUUUAGUAUUUGCUUUUCUUUUUUUUUCUUUUGUCAUCAUUAUUUUCUUUCUUUCUUUUCACCAUUUUUUUCUUUUUUCUUUCUUUCUUUCUUUCGAUUCAUUUUUCUUUCUUUCUUUCCUUCUUUUGAUUCAUACUCUUUCUUUCUUUUUACUCAUUUGUCUUUCUUUCUUUCUUUUAAUUCAUACUCUUUCUUUCUUUUUACUCAUUUUUUCUUUCUUUCUUUCUUUUGAUUCAUUUUUUCUUUCUUUCUUUUGA
This is a messenger RNA of Acanthosepion pharaonis, 1218 nucleotides long. The record is from the annotation of a GenBank genome assembly. Lineage: Eukaryota; Metazoa; Mollusca; Cephalopoda; Sepiida; Sepiidae.